This is a messenger RNA of Aedes albopictus (Asian tiger mosquito), 837 nucleotides long. Its product is annotated as probable serine/threonine-protein kinase clkA. The annotation marks the transcript as partial. Lineage: Eukaryota; Metazoa; Arthropoda; Insecta; Diptera; Culicidae. The transcript has a single exon. The record is from RefSeq and is a predicted model, not a curated record.
AAUAAUAAUAAUAAUAAUAAUAAUAAUAAUAAUAAUAAUAAUAAUAAUAAUAAUAAUAAUAAUAAUAAUAAUAAUAAUAAUAAUAAUAAUAAUAAUAAUAAUAAUAAUAAUAAUAAUAAUAAUAAUAAUAAUAAUAAUAAUAAUAAUAACAAUAAUAAUAAUAAUAAUAAUAAUAAUAAUAAUAAUAAUAAUAAUAAUAAUAAUAAUAAUAAUAAUAAUAAUAAUAAUAAUAAUAAUAAUAAUAAUAAUAAUAAUAAUAAUAAUAAUAAUAAUAAUAAUAAUAAUAAUAAUAAUAAUAAUAAUAAUAAUAAUAAUAAUAAUAAUAAUAAUAAUAAUAAUAAUAAUAAUAAUAAUAAUAAUAAUAAUAAUAAUAAUAAUAAUAAUAAUAAUAAUAAUAAUAAUAAUAAUAAUAAUAAUAAUAAUAAUAAUAAUAAUAAUAAUAAUAAUAAUAAUAAUAAUAAUAAUAAUAAUAAUAAUAAUAAUAAUAAUAAUAAUAAUAAUAAUAAUAAUAAUAAUAAUAAUAAUAAUAAUAAUAAUAAUAAUAAUAAUAAUAAUAAUAAUAAUAAUAAUAAUAAUAAUAAUAAUAAUAAUAAUAAUAAUAAUAAUAAUAAUAAUAAUAAUAAUAAUAAUAAUAAUAAUAAUAAUAAUAAUAAUAAUAAUAAUAAUAAUAAUAAUAAUAAUAAUAAUAAUAAUAAUAAUAAUAAUAAUAAUAAUAAUAAUAAUAAUAAUAAUAAUAAUAAUAAUAAUAAUAAUAAUAAUAAUAAUAAUAAUAAUAAUAAUAAUAAUAAUAAUAAUAAUAAUAAUAAUAAUAAUAAUAAUAAUAAUAAUAAUAAUAAU